Messenger RNA from Cyphellophora attinorum, 771 nucleotides. Its product is annotated as Phosducin-like protein C2A9.09. The transcript has a single exon. Gene Ontology annotation, cellular component: cytoplasm. The record is from RefSeq and is a predicted model, not a curated record. The coding region runs from base 1 to 771 and encodes 256 amino acids. Gene Ontology annotation, biological process: protein folding. NCBI's taxonomy places the organism in Eukaryota, Fungi, Ascomycota, Eurotiomycetes, Chaetothyriales, Cyphellophoraceae.
AUGCCAGUCCAAGUCCCCAUAGACAACCCCAACGCCGACACUGAAUGGAACGACAUCCUCCGCGCCCACAAGAUCAUUCCCGAGAAGCCCAAAGACCCCGAACCCGCCAUACAGGAGGCGCUCCUCGCCGCUCACCAACGUGCUCAUGACAACCGCCUGGAGGACAAGACCCUUUCCGAACUAGACGAUCUCGAAGACCUGGAAGACGACGAUUUCUUGGAAUCCUAUCGCCAGAAGCGCCUCGCCGAAAUGAACGAGCUGAGUCAAGCAAGCAAGUUCGGGAGCGUGCUGCCACUACAGAAAGCAGAGUACGCGCGGGAAGUGACGGAGGCGAGUCGGGAGGCGUGGGUCGUGGUUGUGAUGGGCAGUAAUGGGAGUGAGCCCAAGAACGCAACGGAGAGCAGGGUGCUGGAGCAGUUGUUGCCGCAAUUAGCGUCCAAGUACCCUGAGGUCAAGAUCUUGAGCAUUAGGGCAGACUUGUGUGUCGAGAAUUAUCCGGAGCGAAACACGCCUACGAUUUUGAUAUACAAGGACACGAAUAUUGCGAAGCAGGUUGUCACGUUAGGCUUCCUGAAUGGCGUCAAAACGAGUCUAAGGAAUUUGGAAUUGUUGUUAGUCGAAGUCGGGGCGGUCAAAGAAGGCGAUACUAGAUUGAGGGACAUGGACGCAGAUGGUGAACCUGGCGAAAAGGACAGGCGAACGGGCAUCAGGAGUGGCGGCGUAGGGAAAGGAGCAAGAGUGGAAGAUGGAGACGAUGACGAUUGGGAUUGA